Penicillium expansum is the source of this 978-nucleotide messenger RNA. RefSeq names its product cysteine hydrolase family protein. The transcript has a single exon. Lineage: Eukaryota; Fungi; Ascomycota; Eurotiomycetes; Eurotiales; Aspergillaceae. The record is from RefSeq and is a predicted model, not a curated record. The coding region runs from base 1 to 978 and encodes 325 amino acids.
AUGGUCACUAUUCAGAUGAAUGAUACCCCCGAGAGUGCUCCGAGUACUCCUAUACAGAGGAUUGUCGUUGGAACGGAGGGAAACAGUUGGAUUUGGUCUCCUGAUAGCUGGGACUUAACGCACCCCGCCGACCCACGGGCGAACUUGCUAGAAAAUGGAGUCCGUCUCGAUUGUGAAAUCAUGAAUGUCAAAAUAGACCCAACCAAGACCGCUUUGGUAAUCAUCGACAUGCAGAACAUUGGUAUGAACAAGGCACUCAAUCCGCCCUCUGCUCCCCCCAUGUAUAAGGCCGAAGAUGCGAUCAUUCAAUACGCUAUACCGGCCGCCCGAGAGCUUGGCCUCCAAAUCAUCUGGCUCAACUGGGGUCUCACCGAGGAUGAUCUGGCCAGUAUACCCCCGGCUGAAGUCCGCGUAUUUGCCUUGGAGCCUAACACAGAAAAAGUCGACUAUGGUCUUGGAGACCGGCUUGGCGAUCCAGACGAUCCGGCAAACUUCCUUAAAUUCGGCGAGAGGCCAAAUUUGAGUAAAAUGCCAGGCACUGAGAUUGGGGAAGUUGUUCUAGAGGAUGGUAGUCGGGUCAACGCUGGCCGAGUGAUGAUGAGGGGAACUUGGAAUGCCGCUCUGCAUGGGCCAUUGGCCAAGGCGUACGAGGAUGGAACGACAGCGCCUCGCCCAGACGUUUGGAUACACCAGAAUCGCAACUCUGGCCUUUGGAACGAGAGCACUGCCUUGAGCCAAUAUUUGAAGACAGAGGGAAUCCGCACCCUCUUGUUUUCGGGUGUUAAUACUGAUCAGUGUGUCGGCUCUACUCUGCAAGACGCUCAUGCUCAAGGCUAUGACACCAUCUUUCUAAAGGAUGGAUGCCGAACAGAUAGCCCUCCAUACGCAAAAGCGUCUUACGAGUUCAAUUGUGCCCGAUCCUGGGGGUUCUUAACGAGCUGCAGGGCCCUUGCGAAAGCCGCAGGGCUCAAAUACUGA